Molecule: messenger RNA, 714 nt
Organism: Pelecanus crispus (Dalmatian pelican)
Lineage: Eukaryota; Metazoa; Chordata; Aves; Pelecaniformes; Pelecanidae
Source: RefSeq, a predicted model, not a curated record
GAAGUGAAUGUGGAAUUCGAAGCACAUUCCAUAUCGGACAAUGACUAUAACGGGAUAAAGAAAUUACUACAACAGUUGUUUCUAAAAGCUCCUGUUAACACUGCUGAAUUAACUGAUAUAUUAAUACAACAGAAUCAUAUUGGAAGUAUUAUCAAGCAAGCAGAAGUCCAAGAAGACAGUAGUGACGAUGAUGAUGAUGAUGAUGAGGAUGAAGUCUUCGGUUUUAUAAGCUGCUUAAACUUAACGGAAAGGAAGGGUACGCAGUGUGCUGAACAGAUCAAAGAGCUGAUUCUAAGUCGGUGUGAGAAGAGCUGUGAACAGCAUGUAGUUGAACAACUGAAUAAGCUCCUAAAUGACAAUACUAAGCCUGUGGGUCUUCUACUAAGUGAAAGGUUCAUUAAUGUACCACCGCAGAUUGCUCUACCCAUGCACCAGCAGCUUCAGAAAGAGCUGACUGAGGCACAGAGAACAAACAAACCUUGUGGAAAGUGCCACUACUAUCUUCUUAUCAGCAAGACCUUUACAGAAGCCACAAAGAGCAAUUCUAAGAGGAGGGAAGGGAGGAAUCAGCAAAAGGAAGAAUUAAUGUUUGCAAAUGCAGAGGAGGAGUUCUUUUAUGAGCAAAAAAGACUGCCUGUGGCAGCGUUGCUGCUACCUGAUAGGGUCUCCAGUGCUAUGAGGAUAAUGGAAAAAUUCAAAGAACACCUGAAAUAA